Molecule: messenger RNA, 1773 nt
Organism: Gloeophyllum trabeum ATCC 11539
Lineage: Eukaryota; Fungi; Basidiomycota; Agaricomycetes; Gloeophyllales; Gloeophyllaceae
Exons: 3
Coding region: 287-1687 (466 amino acids)
Molecular function (GO): RNA helicase activity; RNA binding; ATP binding
Source: RefSeq, a predicted model, not a curated record
CGUUCGUCAAGUAUCUCAGCUUCUACGAGUCUCUGGAGUGCAAUAUUGUAGGACGUUGCCCCACCAGUGGGCUCCCAUCAGGACCUACGGUAACUCCGGACAUGCAAGGCGGGACUUGACAUUCGAAGACAUUGGUGUCCAUCCCAUUAUUGUGAAAGCAUUGCAGGCUGCGUUUCCGAAGGUUCGGAAUCCUACCCAAAUCCAAAGUGAAUUUGUACCUGCAAUCCUGAGUGGAAAAGAUGUUCUCUUAAAGGAUGAUACCGGUACGGGAAAGUCAUUUGGGCUCAUGCUGGCCUUGCUGAGCAAACCCCGCGUCCCUGCAGUCAAGAGUGAAGGCGUAUUCCGGGAUAAGACCACACCUGCCGCGAUCACCUCCCUAGUACUUGUCCCCCACCGCGAUCUAGCAUACCAACUGUACCACUGGAUUGAGAGUAUUGUGAAGAAGUCCCCAAAGCGUCCUCAUCUCCCCAGUGUUGUCCAAAUGCUCGUUCGCGGCGCGGCAGUGCCUGUCAAAGAUCAGAUCUCGCAGUUACACGGAAGUCCGCCUCACGUUCUUGUAGGAACGCCUCAGGCUGUUCAAGAAGUCUUCAACGAAGACAGGGCAGCCCUGCAACUGGACUCGUUAUCAACGGUUGUGGUAGACGAAGUUGACUACCUGAUCGACGCGGUACCCAGAAAUGCGUCAACUUACAAACGGGAUAAGGUUCUGAAGAAUAUCCGGAAGCACCCCGGGCCUACGCGCGAACUGCUCAACUUCAUUUAUGACCGCAGGCGCGGGUCUGUGGAAUCGUCUAGUGGUUGCACGGCCGGACGCAGUCCACAACUCGUAAUGACGAGUGCGACAUUCCGAGUCUCGUACCAGAACGAAGUCCUGCAGAGUGGCUGGUUCCAAGGCGAGGUAAUAAAGGUGACGGGAUCGUCUACGGCAGAUACUGGCUCUGGCAGUGACGAUAAUGGACACUCCCCAUCACUGUCUCACUGCGUCCUAGUGGUAUCUCAGGAGGGCCGGAUCAAGAAUAUCGAAGGCGCCGUGGAAGCUCAGGCGGAAUCACCAGAUGACGUCCGAAGUGGCCCCGAAUCCUCCGAGGAAGCCUUUCCAAUAAGCGACGACGACGCGGAUGAGAUUUUCCAACCUAAGCUGGAUAGCGAACUUAGGAAGAAGUUCACAUCUACGCCUUCCCCCUUUGAUCCCGCCUUACUGGAAGCUGUGGCUGCUGCGUUCGCACUCGACGUGCCCCGGUUGGCAUUGCUGGUCUUGCCGGCUGUAGGGUCAGUGAAACGGGCAGUCUUCGAGUUACAGCAGCUCGGCGUGAAUGCCCAGGGGCUGGAUCUUUUCGCGGAGGAUCAGGGGCGCAAGCAAUUGUUGAAUAACAGCCCGGGCGCUCCUGUGGACAACCCCGUUCUUUUGGUCUCAACCUGGGCUUCUACUAGGGGCUUAGACCUGCCCGAACUAUCUCACGUCUUCGUGCUCGGUGUUCCCGAAGGGCGCAGAGUCGAUACCUACCUGCAUGUUGCUGGUCGGACUGGACGGUUUGGACGCAGCGGUAAGGUGGUGACAGUGGUGGAGGAUCGGCGGGAGGUUGUACGGCCUGACGGGAAGAAGAUCGUACAGGAUGAUCCGAAGAGGAUGGCGGUUGUUCUGAAGGAGAUAGGAAUCGUUCCUGUUAAAUUCGAGCACUUUGAUUGAAUGUCUUGCUAGGGUGAUGUCGCGCAGGCCAUCACGCAGGAACUCAGCGACUGAUCUUGGACGCCCUCUUGUUCCUUCAGACGUCA